GCGCUCCCCUCAACGUUUCUGGUUGUUGAUGUUAGACAGUCGCACAAGGCGAAGCGGCUGCUUCUCGUGUUGAUUCAGCCACCUCGUCAGCACCGCGCCGCUGGACAGCUCCCCGCAGCGGGAUACGUGCGCGCUCUCUUCUAGGACUCUUAGCGCUUGUUCCAAGUCUUUUAAUGGAAAGACAAUAUCUUUAUGUUCCAAGUAAAACUGGAAGUUUACAACUUCAGGGGGAAUCUACGGAUACCUCGUUUCGAGAUUUGUGGCAGGCAGCACAUCCUCGGUGGCAGAGAGCACAGCUUCAUUGUUAACGGCAACAGACGAGCCGUGUCCCCAUAGCGGUCACCUGCUUCCAAAUAUUUGGUUAAAAGGUUUUAGUCGAAAACCGCGAAGCUGCUGUCUACGUGGACUGGUGCAGAAGCUCCCCGUCCCAAGGCCAGGAUUAGUACCAAAUCAAGAGAAAUGGCGACGAACGGUACCAAAACGGAUGGACCAGUAACAGAACUUAACGAAGUGGCGACUAAUGAUAAACCCAAGUCACUGGACGUAAAAGAUGAAAAGAAGAAAAAGGAUCUUCCCGCAAGAGAAGAAUGGGUUGGGAGAUUCGAUUUCCUUCUGUCAUGUGUAGGUUAUGCAAUUGGAUUGGGAAAUGUAUGGAGAUUUCCAUAUCUCUGUGGAAAAAACGGUGGAGGAGCCUUCUUGAUCCCCUAUUUUUUGACACUCAUAUUCGCUGGAAUGCCCCUGUUCCUGUUGGAGACUGCUCUUGGUCAAUACACCUCAAUUGGAGGACUUGGAGUCUGGAAACUGGCUCCCGUGUUCAAAGGUGUUGGCCUUGCAGCAGCUGUCCUGUCCUUCUGGCUUAACAUUUAUUACAUUGUCAUCAUUGCCUGGGCCAUUUAUUAUCUCUACAACUCCUUUACCACUGAACUUCCAUGGAGCUCUUGCGGCAAUUCCUGGAACACUGACAAAUGCUACUCAAACUACAGCAUUGUUGACAACACCAAUAUGACCAGUGCGGUGAUGGAGUUUUGGGAGCGCAACAUGCAUCAAAUGACCGAUGGCUUGGAAAAACCAGGGCAGAUCAGACUGCCUCUGGCAAUAACACUGGCCAUUGCUUGGGUCCUAGUUUACUUCUGUAUCUGGAAAGGGGUUAGCUGGACUGGCAAGGUUGUGUACUUCUCGGCCACAUACCCUUAUUUCAUGCUCUUCAUUUUGUUCUGCCGUGGAGUGACUCUACCUGGAGCCAUAGAUGGAAUUCUCUUCUAUAUCACCCCUAAUUUUGAAAAACUCAAAGAAUCUGAGGUCUGGCUGGAUGCUGCCACUCAAAUCUUCUUCUCGUAUGGUUUGGGCCUGGGUUCACUGAUAGCUCUUGGCAGCUAUAACCCAUUUAAUAAUAAUGUUUACAGAGACUCUAUCAUAGUGUGCUGCAUCAACUCCUUCACUAGCAUGUUUGCUGGCUUCGUCAUCUUCUCCAUCGUGGGCUUCAUGGCCAACGUCACUAAUCGGCCCAUACAAGAAGUGGCAGCUUCAGGACCAGGCCUGGCUUUCCUGGCGUAUCCCGAGGCAGUGACCCAGCUGCCUAUCUCUCCACUCUGGGCUAUCCUGUUUUUUUCCAUGCUGCUGAUGUUGGGUAUUGACAGUCAGUUUUGCACCGUGGAGGGUUUUAUCACUGCUCUGGUGGAUGAGUUUCCAAGGGCACUUAGGGGCAGGAGAGAGAUCUUCAUUGCUGUUGUCUGCCUGGUGUCCUACCUGAUCGGACUGUCUAACAUCACACAGGGCGGCCUCUACGUGUUCAAGCUCUUUGACUACUACUCUGCUAGUGGGAUGUGUCUUCUCUUCCUGGUCUUCUUUGAGUGCAUCUCCAUAUCCUGGUUCUACGGUGUGAACAAGUUCUAUGACAACAUCCAGGAGAUGAUUGGCUACAAGCCCUGUUUGUGGUGGAAACUGUGCUGGGUCUGUUUUACCCCUCUCAUCGUGGCCGGGGUGUUCCUGUUCAGUGCCAUCCAAAUGGUUCCUCUCACCUUGAACAACUAUGUGUUCCCCGCCUGGGGCCAGGGAGUGGGCUGGCUCAUGGCCCUGUCCUCCAUGGUCCUCAUCCCAGGGUACAUGGUAUACAUGUACGCUGGACUCAAGGGCACCUGGAAAGAGCGCCUGCGGAUAAUGUUCCAGCCACCAGCAGUGGUCCGACGGCCGCAGGAGAAUGGGCCCGAGACAGUGGUUGCCGAGACCAAUCUAGCUAGUCCCUCUAACCCCGCCAACCCAGCUAGCCCUUCCAACCCAGCUAGCCCUUCCAACCCGGCUACCCCCGCCAACCCAGCUAGUCCCGCCAACCCGACAGCCACAAGCCCAGUUGCCGCCGCCCCAACCAACCCAACACCUCCAGCUGCCCCAGCAUCUGUGGCUAGCCCUGUGAACCCAACCGGUCCGAACGUAGCCACGGUUCUGACCACGCCGGCCAACCCAACUAGUCCUACUAGCCCGCAGCCCAAUCCAGUCAGCCAAACGGCAAUGGAGACAGCCAUCCCACCAGCUAAUGUAGCGAGUUCAUCCAACCUAACUCACCUGACCAACCUGACCAAUGCAGAGGCUAAUGUCUAGACAAGGGAGUACCCUCACGGAGAACACGUAGUCAAUGGCGAACAUUACUAAGGACUUCCAAGAUUUUAAUUGAUUAACCUACCUCCAGGGGCAAUAUCUGAUCAAACCGGAUUUUCAAAAAAAAUCAUGUUUAAUUUCUCUGCAUUUGUAAAACCUUCCUGGUUAUGUCUUUUUAUCGGUAUGCAUUACAAAUACAAAAAUCGAAGACUGUUAGUGUUCACAAAAACUACCGUAAUCUGAGUAAAAAGAUGUAAGCUUACUGUGUAAUACUGUGAGAAAAGAAAAAAAUACUAUUGAAACUAUAGAUUAGCAAUUUGUUGAGUAUCUUCAUGAACCAAGUAAAUACAGUGUGAUUAUAGUAGAGAUGAAGUCCUAGUCAACAAAAGGAUCACCACGGGAGAGUGCAAGGGAAGGGGUCAAAUUAUCGUGGUUGUUUACUAAGCCUCACGCAGUCUUAUCUUUACAAACCUUUGUACUCCGUGAGGCUGAUUGCGGGCCACAUGUCAAUGAGGCAACUGAUGAAGAAGCACAAUGCCAAUAAGAAGUUUAAAGUUUAUGAACCCUGGAGUGAUCCAGUAUACUUGUUGCAAAAGAUUUUGUGUGUGUGAGAGAGACUGUUAUUUUAUCUUGCUUUUUUUAGGAAAAAAAAAAAGAACUUUUAUGUGACUGAAACAUUUUUAGAAUUAUUUUUAGGAUGUUUUCUACUAUAAAUGUUGUGACCGAGGACCAAAACCGUAGGCAGACGAAAGCAAAAACGAUCUAUGCCAUGUAGGGUUCACUAUAUGAAGCACAGGGUAACAAAUACGUACAAAAAAUAGAUAUACUAGAUCACAGAGUAUAGGAAAAUGAUUUACAAACAUCCACUAUCCCUUAACACCAACAGUCAGUCCUGUUUACUGUUUUGCAUGCUUUCCUCAGGAACAUCAGAGAAAAUUUCCAAAAUGUCUCCUGACAGAUCUAAAAUGAGAACAGAGAAGCCCUUAAGCCAGUUAUUAACCAAUUUAUACCAAGCCAUAGUCUGUUUGCAUGACUGGGCAGAUAACCAGAAAAUCACUUCGUACUCGAGCAAACAAUAUUGGACCAACUCUAUGUUUGAAACUAGUCAUUUUUAUUUCACUUUAUGUGUAAUGAUCAAUUAUACUUUGAUCAAUAUGUAUUCAGCAAUACAUAUGUAGAUGUGUAGGUGAAGGCCAGUGGGGAUCGGUUUCUCUUUUUCUUUUCGUUGUCUUUGCUUUACUAGUGAAAAGCACAAAAGCUUUAAUUUCCUCAGACUUUUGCCAUGGUGUGUUUAAAGACAAUGCUAGUUUGCUUCUAUGGCAGCUACAGAGAAAAGCAUCUGGUUGAAUGAAACCUGUUUACUUUGAAAAGCAAAACAACUAAGUGAAAAUGUGAAAUGGCUACAGUUCAUGUCCUGUGAAUUUUGUAUAAAGUUACUCUACCACAGUUUUCUCUGGAACUUUGUUGUAAGCCUGUACUGUGUAAAAUAUGUAACUGUGAAUGUCUGUAAUACAUUGGAAGUUAUUGUCUAAAUGUUGAAAAAAUUCUAAAGAGUUGCUGUUUUCUGCAAUAAUAUUUUGAUCACAGAAACUAAAGCACAUAUCUUACAGAAAUAUACGAAAUGAUGACAAUGAAGAUAUUGAUGAUUACAUUAAAAAUAGAAACUAUGUCUAGUAAAAAACUAUAUUGUUUUGUAUAUUUUUAACUGUCUCACUGCCUAAUGUACAACAUUAUAUAAACAUGAUAUGUAUUUAAAUGGUGUCAUAUGAUAAAGCACGAUUGUCAUGUUAUACAAAAAGAAAAAAGCAGAAAAAAUAAAGAAUUAUAGAAAAUA
Molecule: messenger RNA, 4426 nt
Organism: Esox lucius (northern pike)
Lineage: Eukaryota; Metazoa; Chordata; Actinopteri; Esociformes; Esocidae
Product: sodium- and chloride-dependent GABA transporter 1
Exons: 15
Coding region: 460-2595 (711 amino acids)
Biological process (GO): sodium ion transmembrane transport; neurotransmitter transport
Cellular component (GO): cell surface; axon; plasma membrane
Molecular function (GO): gamma-aminobutyric acid:sodium:chloride symporter activity
Source: RefSeq, a predicted model, not a curated record